Messenger RNA from Phragmites australis (common reed), 1227 nucleotides. RefSeq lists its product as uncharacterized. Bases 286 to 1128 code for a protein of 280 amino acids. The transcript is spliced from 7 exons. Gene Ontology annotation, cellular component: nucleus. Gene Ontology annotation, molecular function: 3'-5'-RNA exonuclease activity. Gene Ontology annotation, biological process: U6 snRNA 3'-end processing. NCBI's taxonomy places the organism in Eukaryota, Viridiplantae, Streptophyta, Magnoliopsida, Poales, Poaceae. The record is from RefSeq and is a predicted model, not a curated record.
CUGGUUAUCAGCGACUUGGAAGCCCUCUGCCGAAAAGCCGGAAGGGCGACCCAGGUUCCUUGGCUGGGUUUGGGCACUACUCACCACGCCGCCGUCUCCCAAAUACUUCCCGGUUCCGCCGCCUUCCAAGGCGCAGAGGAGCGGGUCUGCGCUUGGGCCGCUGAGCGCAGCGCUCCGCGAGCGCCGUCCCCGUGCGCGCCGCCGAGUUCUCGCGGCCGCGUCUUCGACUCGAUCGACUCGGUCUGCGGCCGCCGGGAGAACUCGGCUGCGCGAGGCUCCGAUCCGAUGGACGCUCUCAUGGCGAACUACGCGUCCGACUCCGAGUCCGACGGUGGCGAGCCGGCGGAUGUCUACGGCGGCGCCCCGGAGAUUCCCGAAGCUUCGGCUUUGCUCCCUCCCCCUCCCCUCGACCUCCUCCAGCCCCCGAACUUCGUAGAUUACUCGGCAAUGCCACAGGGGAGUCGCGUCCGGAGCUUCCCUCAUGUGGAAGGCAACUUCGCGCUACAUGUUUACAUCCCUGUUGCCAUACCUUCUGAUGCAAGGAAACAGCUGGCCCUUGUUAUGAAAAGAGCUGCAUCUCUUGCGUCGGAUCUCUAUGCUGUUGAUGCAGACUACGCACUUUCUGAAUUGUGCAAAGAUGAACAGAAGCUUGAGAAAGUGCUUCUGAGCAGGGAGUUUCAUAUAAGCUUAGGAAGACCUGUUGCAGUUCAGGUGCAUCAAAUUGACUCCUUUGUUGCAAUGCUUCGUCAGAAGUUUCAGUCACAACAACGGUAUUGGAUGGAAUUCAAUAAAUGGGAGCAUUUUGUCAAUGACGACUGUACGAGGUCAUUUCUUUCGCUAGAAGUUACAAAAACUGGUUUGCCAGAGAUAAGUAAGCAGAUACUUAUGGUAGAUGAAGUAUAUCGAUUGCAUGGUCUUCCUGAGUUCUACAAGAAUCCACGGCCACAUAUAUCAUUGGUGUGGGCAUUGGGUGAUAUCAGCUGCAAGUUGAAGCAGGUAAUAAAGGAUAUCGAAAAAUAUCAGAGCAGCAUUAGCUUAUCUCAAAAAUGCAAUGUUCGAUGCAAGUUCAGCCGAGUAGUGUGUAAAGUAGGUAAGAAGAUGUACGAUAUCUGUAAGUUUGCAGACUGAAAUUGCUUGUUUGUGAUUCACAAAGCUUUAAAGUACCGAAUGCUGUAGGUUAUGUCGAUUAUUUCAGUUGCAACAGUGAAAUACAAAGUUUUUUUGGUA